Molecule: messenger RNA, 1632 nt
Organism: Symbiodinium sp. CCMP2456
Lineage: Eukaryota; Dinophyceae; Suessiales; Symbiodiniaceae
Source: the annotation of a GenBank genome assembly
AUGCCGCUAAGCGAUGCUGCGGCCACUGUCUACACGGUGCUGGUUUGUAUCUUGCAUGCCGGAUGUCUCGGCCGCGGUUUCUAUCUGGCACUGACAAACUGGCGGCAAGUUUGCAGAGUAAUUCAGAAGACCUUCGCAGAGCUGCAUUGUUGCGCUCGAUUUCACUUGGAGGAGAAGUUUUUCAUGGAAACGAAGGCAACGGAGCUGCGGCUGCGUGUAGCGCAGAUAUACACUCAUUUGCUUCUGCUGGUUAGCGGACCCUUCAUUGCUUGGACCAUCUGGGUCCCAUGGCAGGGUCAGACAAUGAUGACAGAUGCUUUGCGCUGGGCCAUCUUGACAUUUUUUGCAGCCUCAACUUUACACUUUAUGAGGCCAGGCGUCCUCUCCACAAGCACUGCAAGUGCCUGCUAUCUGGGAGGGAUGGGGAUGGGCCUCGUGGUCAUCUAUGCAGCCAUGGAUGAACUCCGGUCACGCGAGUCUGCAGCUGCCGCAGACGUGCAUGAAGCGGCCAUUGUGCCUCUGAUUUUUGCUUUCUUCUUCCGGGUUCCCGGAGUCUGUAUGACGGGCCGUCUCUGGCUAAUUGUUGUUUGCAACAUUGCGCUUUCGGUGGUGACUCUGGCUGUGUCGCCGCUUCCCUCUGCGGCCCUAGAACUCAUGAUCAGUCUUUUCACCUUUGCAGUGGCCUUUGUCCUGCAAGUCGCCCUCAUGAAGGCUGUGGAAAGGGAGAUGAGCUUCAGCGAGGCAGCCACAGACCUCCAAGCCGCCACAGCUCUCUUGCAGCUGACUUGCGACGCAGUGAUAGAGCUCGAUGCGACCCUCCGCCUGGUGGAACACUCCGACGACUUAGCAGCGAUCCUGCUCCGUCCCGGACUGUCGCUGGCAGGCACGAAAUUUGAAGACUUGCUGGCAGGCCCUGAGGAGCGGCGAGCAGCACUCCAGCUACUGCGCCAACCUCGCACCUCGGGCGUGUCGUCGAGUAUUGUGGCGCAAGCCUUUCGGACACGCCUCGUGGACAGCUGCGCCAGCAAGUUCAGCUGUGAAUCCUUUCACGUGAAGUACCAAAAGCCAGAUGGCAAGACGUGCCACCUUGUCGGUUUGCGGGACGUCACCGACCAAGAGUCGCUGGCAAGGCCGCCAACAAAUCCGCAGGACGUGAGAGAGGUGGACCAUCCAGGCAAGUCCAGCAAAGCCAGCGAGCCUCCGGACAAGACGCCACAGAGAAUAAUCUGCCUCCAGCUGGAUCUGGCAGCUUGGGUUGUGGAGUGCGCGUCAAUUCCGGCGGCCAACUUGGUUGGAAUGCCUCUUGCGGCGCUGUUUCCCAAUACAGGGACAGAGCUCCUGCGCGAAGUUCUCGAGGCUGCCCGCCACGUCGACCCUACGGCAGAGCCGAGCCUGUUCAGCUUCGCCCAAGUUGCUGUCCAGUGGGCACCGAACCAACUCGAUUACAUUGAUGGGACCAUCGAAAUCCUGCACUCACAACUGGGCGCCCUCAAGCUUCUGCUUCAUUGCACUGGCUCUGCCGCGGCCCAACCAGGCGUCGGGAGCGUGGCCGCAGACAGGUCCCAGACUCUGCGGGAGGGCAAGCUGAUGAGCAUCCUUCCAGGAAGCGCAGAGGCUGACGAGCUCUUGUGA